GACAGAAGUCCUCAUCUUUUGCUUGCAUGAAAUGUUUUUCUGCAGCCCAUGAAGGCUCCCUCGAGGAUGUAAACGACAAACUGCACAUACGAAGGAUCACACCAGAACAAAGAAAGGAUAUUAUCAAGCAUGAAGAUGAUGGAAUAAGUCAUGAAGAUUGCAAUGAAGAAAAUAAUUCAUGGAUUUCUGUCUGCGAAGAUUUGUCCAUAGCAGCAAAUGAUCUCCUUUUAAGUUCAUCGUCUGGAGGAAAACGUUUCAUCAAAAAUUCAGAGGAGUUCACUGGACUACCACUAGGAGAGAAAUUUAAUCAAACACAGCAGCAUGAGAAGAAUUCCAAUGAAGAUUCAUAUGGGCAUGAAGUGAAUGAGAAUAACAGAGAAAAAUUGCCAGCAUGUGGCAACAGCCAUAAUGUACAGGAGGAUUUCACCUCACACCAUGCUUCAGUGACUAAGACAGUCUCAAAUUGCCAGUUAUUGGCUGAAAAGUCAUUCAAAAGUAUCACAUCAUCACAGUGCCGUGUCUCAGACGCAACUUCAACUAAAGAACCAGAAUCAGAAGUUGAUAAUACUAAAUCAAGAUAUUGUCUGCGCAAGUCCAAAUUUUGCCCAUUUCCAGUCAUGCCAACUCUGCCAGAAGAAGAUGAGGAAUCAGCAGAGGAGCUUGGAGACUCUCCGACUAAUCAUCCCAAAAGGAGCAGUGCACCUUCCAUUGUCUUCCACAAGGAAACUUUCCCUGUUGACCAGGAGUUUACCAAACUGUCAGAGAACAGACCUCAUAGUCCCAGCAUGCGACACUGGCAUUCAAGAAGCUCAUUAUCAAGUCCAGUUACUACAGUUGACAAUGCAGGCAACGUUAUUGAUCUGAUAAAUGAUAAAUUGCCAGAUGUUGAGCUAUCAGAUGAAGAUAAAAAAAAAAAUUUGGAACUGCUGGAAGAAGCAAAAAAAGCCAGUGAACAUUUUUCAAUGCGCAGAGGUCGACGUUCAACAUGCAGCAUCUCAGACUCACCAACAGUUAUCUCUCCAGCAACUACUCCAAGAUCAUCUCCUGUGCCUUCCAGAAGUAGCUCCCUUACUAUAACACCCCAGCUAGAUGGAGCUACAGCCAUUUUAGGUGGAAGCUCUACUACACCUCAGUUGCUUUUGGAUGUCCCAGGAGCCAAAGAAACUGCUGAUAACAAAAAUGUGGAGUUCAAGAACUCUAGGAAAGGCCUUGUGGAUCAGAAAGGUAAUGAUCAAAAGAAAGCUGCUCAACAAAAAGCAACAAUGCCUUGUUUUGCCUCCUUUGGCAGUUCAAAUGAAAUGUCUUUGCAAAAGGAAAACUGGGAUCCACUACUGGUUUCUUCUAAAUCUUCAAACAAUUAUACUGAAACUAAAAAAGGAAGCUUUGCACAAAACCAAAAAUCUCAAGAAAAUGUACUUGUUAAGGCUACAGCUAAGAGCUUAUUGGAAUACAAUGAACCCACUAGCAGAAUACCUCAAACAUCUGGGUUUUGCCAAAGCAAUACAAAUUACAGUUCAAAGACUUCUACUGUGAAUCCGCUUGACACAACAGGAGAAUGCAUUGCCGAAGUAAGAUCCUUUGGAGCUUGUCCACCUAUCAUGAGGGCUGUUUCUUGGGAUAAUGUUGAACAGGCAACAGUAAUAAACAGAGCUCCUAGUUCACCCACCAAGACAAAUGAAAGCUUUGGUUUACCUGACAUAACAAGUAGCCAGCUCCUGAAUUCAUCAGGAUACAAAGACUUCCCAAUUCAACCCAUGAAAAAGCAAAAACUAGCCAAACUUCGAGAGGAACAUAAGUUAAUGCGAAACCAAAGUCUGGCUGGAUCAAAGCUUCCAGAUCUCAGUGAGACAGCUGAACAUGAAGGAGGACCCUCUUCUCAGUCAUUUCCUUGUCAAACCUCAGAAGAGCACCCAACAGGAAGCAGAGAUGUGAUGCCAAAUAUUUCUGACAUAAUGCUGCACAAACUCAAACUUCACAAACCUCCUGGCAGUUCUCCUUUACUCUCAGAAAAAGAAGUUGAGACUGCCUUUGUACAGCUCUCUUUAGCAUUUCGUAAUGACAGCUACACUCUGGAAACAAGACUUAAACUGAUGGAGCGAGAAAGAAACGUGACAGAAGAGAAUACUGAAAAGGAGCUAGAGGAGUUUAAAGGAGCCCUUAAGAGCACUGUCAUUCAAUUGCAAACCUUAGAACAGCGAGAAUCAUAUCAAAGGCUCAUGGAGACAAUAGCAGUACUUCAUCGUCUGGCCACCAGGCUCUCCAGUCGUGCAGAAAUGGUCGGUGCUGUUCGGCAGGAAAAGCGUAUGUCAAAGGCAACUGAAGUCAUGAUGCAGUAUGUAGAAAACUUGAAAAGAACAUAUGAAAAAGACCAUGCUGAGCUCAUUGAGUUUAAAAAACUUGCAAAUCAGAAUACAAAUCGCAGCUAUAGCGGUUCCAUUGAUGGUGGAGAUGAUGGAAUUCCCAGAACUGCAAGAUCUAUGUCUUUAACACUAGGAAAGGCCUUACCUCGACGAAGAGUCAGUGUUGCAGUGGUUCCUAAAUUCAAUAUGCUGAAUAUUCCUGUGCAGCCUACUUCGGUUAACACAAUCCCUUCAUUAUCACCUCUGUAUGAAACAUCACCUGGAAAAAGUAUAGGACCCACAAGCCAAGUAUCUGCACCAUUACAUGAAAAUGGAAAACCAAGCGAGCAUCAAGAAGUGGAUAAUUUCUCUUCCUCUUCAUCAUCAAAGAAUCAGGAAGACAUCCCAUUAGAAAUAAAGGCAAAGAUUGAAGAUGAUGCGUACAAUAAGGGGUACCAAGAUGGUUUGAAACGAAGCAAAGAGAUGGAGGAAGUGAAAGAUGAAGAGGACAAACAAUAUGAGACUCAAAGAGAUUUAGAAGAAAACAAAAAUAAAAUGGAAGCCAACAAGGAACAGAUAAAGAACAGGAAAUUCGAGGAUGCUUUGGGAUUCAUUAAUAAAUUAUUUCCAAAGGUUUUCCAACAGCAGCAGCUGUUGUGGAUAUCUAUUGUAGUUGUAGUGGUGUUAGUUCUCAUGGGCGGAAUUUUCACAUCUUUUAACAAAUCCUGUACUGACGUUUCAGGCAAGUCCACUGAGGAAAGUGUGUGCAAUGGAGAAAAGUCAUAUUUCAGUUGGAACAGCUGACUUUAGGUCAAGGAAUAAAGUAGUGAUAAAAGCUAUGGGUAGGAUAUUCAGGUUUAUUUUGACAACUAACAUUUCAUUAUGAAUUCUACAUUUGUAGUAACAAUUUAACCAGUCAUAAAUUUAGAAUAUUUUUUUAUCAAACUAGUGGCAUUGUUAUGUAAAAUAUAAUAACCAUUUAAGGAAAGUUUAUUUUCUUUGACUAUGAAACAUUUAUAAAUAAGUCAAUCAUUUUUCAGUAUCUUUGCAUUCCAUGAAUUUCAUUGUGAACAUCUGUAGCAAAGGUUAUUCAAUAUACUUGAGGCCAGAUUGGUCAAGCUAUAUGCAGUACAGGGGAAUGCAAAUAAUUUGAGUUUAAUUUAUUCACUGCACUGCUGUAGCCUUAUUACUUGUAACAAACUAUAAAGACAUCAAAAAGGCAGAAAUGGCUCAAUUAGCAGACAGAAAUGAUGGCUUAUAUUCUUAGGGACUAAUUUAUAAAGUGAUCACAUGCUCAAAUUUAUGAAUAGAUUUGCUGAUAUCCACAAAAAUUAUAUUUUUUCAUCAUAUGGCAUUUUCUGUGUUGCAAACUCAGAGAAGUAUACUUUAAUAUUUGUCUUAGUUUGCCACUUGGUAUAUAUACUUGUGCAAGUCACGUUACCUGUCAAAGUUAGGUAAUAGAAUCAAUUUUAAAAUACUUGAUGUUUCUUGCCCUACAUAAACCUCCAAGUCCUUUCCCCUCUUGCUGCUCCUUCUGCUGGUACUUUCCCAUAAAGCCUUCCUCUCAAAUUUCGUUAUUUUGGGACGCUUUGCUCACCUCCCAUGUGCUUUUAUACCUCUUGUCUUUAAAAAGUGAUAUGCCCUCUACUCCUUUACUUCCCCUCAUGUAUCACACUUAUACUUUUUUCCAUCAUGUUGACCAAUCAGAAGAAAAGAAAAACUGGCCAAUCAGAUUGGUAUGAGAGACCAAACAUGCUGACUUUACCAUUUUAUUUAUAAUAAAUAUAUUAUAUGUAUAUAUAUAUAUAUAUAUAUACACUAGGAGGCUUUACCCCAUGCUCGCUUCGCUCGCCAACCUCCGGGCUGGUGCUAUGCGCUAGCCACAUUGCAGUUCAGCCGCUCAUGUACGGGAAUGCGGAUGUACAAUUUAAACAGAUUGUUAUUUUCAUGGGAAUUGCUACAUAUGCAUAGUAGCUCUAAUUAAU
Messenger RNA from Polypterus senegalus (gray bichir), 4324 nucleotides. It is a transcript of the gene irag1, whose product is annotated as murine retrovirus integration site 1 homolog. The coding region runs from base 27 to 3143 and encodes 1038 amino acids. The transcript has 26 exons. The record is from RefSeq and is a predicted model, not a curated record. NCBI's taxonomy places the organism in Eukaryota, Metazoa, Chordata, Cladistia, Polypteriformes, Polypteridae.